Messenger RNA from Rhododendron vialii, 2308 nucleotides. RefSeq names its product hydroxyproline O-galactosyltransferase GALT6-like. The record is from RefSeq and is a predicted model, not a curated record. The transcript has 6 exons. Gene Ontology annotation, molecular function: galactosyltransferase activity; carbohydrate binding. The coding region runs from base 278 to 2296 and encodes 672 amino acids. NCBI's taxonomy places the organism in Eukaryota, Viridiplantae, Streptophyta, Magnoliopsida, Ericales, Ericaceae. Gene Ontology annotation, cellular component: Golgi membrane.
AAUACAACCCUCAAAUGCCCUGAGAAUGUGAUGGUGUUUUUUCUCUUUCUCCUCUCUCCUACCUUCCUAUUUAGAAUUUAGUCUUUGAAGGCCUAAAUAUAUUCAAUACAUUUCCCAGAUGUAAUAUUUGUCGAGUUAUUUGCAGUGAUUCAAUUCGCACCACAUUUGUUCUAAUUCAAAUUCAACUCUUCCCUCCAAAAACUUAUCCUCUGUUCAUAACCAGAGGUAUUGAUUUUUGCAAAUUUCAAAAAAUCCGUUUUUUCAAAAGUAGUUAGACAUGAAGAGAAGUAAAAUGGACUUGUUUGCAUCACAAGGUGGACAGAGAUCGAUUCAAAUUCUAGUCGUCGUAGGGUUUCUGUACCUAUUCAUGAUGACACUGGAACUUCCCUUCGUGUUCGAUUCUGGGUCUAGUGCGGUAACCCAAGAAUCGUCUCGAUCCUCUUUGCUUCAGAGGAGCGAAGAGGGAUCGGAAAGAAAAGAGUCACUGAUUCGCCCGCUGAAAAACCCUCUGGAACCUCGAAACCGAUCGUGGUAUUUGAACCCCGAUAGACGAAUUUCAGAGUUUAAACCUUUGUCAAGCAUGGGUUUUGAUGCCAUUUCCGUUAACAAUGGUAGCAACAAUGUUUCGGGUAUUGAGAGUUGGGCCAAGGAGGCUUUCGAAAUGGGGAGGAAGACAUGGGAAGAGAUCGAACCGGGAAAAUCUCUGGGUUUUCAUGAAAAUGCUGCAGAGAGAAAGAGAGCCGAGUCGUGUCCAAAUUCGGUUUCUCUAUCCGGAUUUGAGUUCUUGGAGAAAGCUCCCAUUAUGGGGCUUCCGUGCGGGCUGAAAUUGGGGUCGCUGAUAACGGUCGUGGGGAAGCCGAGACUGGCAAAGGAUGAGAAGAAUGCGGUGGUGUCGCAGUUCAUGGUGGAGUUGCAAGGGGUGAAGGAUGAUGAUGGAGAGGACCCGCCAAGGAUGUUGCAUUUCAAUGCGCGGUUGAAGGGAGAUAGGAGUAGGAAACCUGUUAUUGAGCAGAAUACGCGGUACAGGAUGCAGUGGGGGACAGCAAUUCGUUGCGACGGACGGAAAUCCUUUGUCAUUGAAGAAACAGUUGAUGGCCAAGUGAAGUGCGAGGGAUGGAUCCGCAAUAACAGCGACUCAGAGGAGUCGAAGAUAAGAUCGUGGUUGAACCGCCUAAUUGGCCAAACACAGGACGCUGCUGUUUGGCCAUACCCAUUUGCAGAGGGAAAGCUUUUUGUCCUAACUCUUCGACCGGGCUUGGAGGGCUAUCAUGUCGACAUUGAUGGGCGGCAUGUAUCCUCCUUUCCUCAUCGCGCAGUGAGUAAAAUUGCAGAACCACUAUUUCAACAAUCAACGCGUGAGUUAAUCCUAAGGUUGUUUGCUAAAUGUCCACAGGGGUUCACAAUUGAGGAUGCUACAGGAUUGUUCUUGAAAGGUGAUAUUGAUGUCCAUUCCAUUUUUGCAACAUCCUUGCCGUCAUCACAAAUCAGCAAUAGGCGUCUUGACAUGUCCAGCAGGUGGAAGGCCCCGCCUCUUCCUGAUGGACCUUUCGAGCUAUUCAUUGGCAUCAUUUCAGCAGGCAACCAUUUUGGAUCGAGGAUGGGUGUGAGGAGGUCUUGGAUGCAGCACGAGCUUAUUCAAUCCUCUGUUGUGGUUGCUCGGUUCUUCGUAGCACUGCACGCAAAGAAAGAAGUGAAUCUGGAGCUGAAGAAAGAAGCAGAUUUCUUCGGCGACGUAGUUAUAGUGCCUUACAUGGACAACUAUAACCUUCUUGUUCUGAAAACGGUUGCUAUCUUUGAAUAUGGGGUUCGCGCUGUGUCUGCAAAGUACGUAAUGAAGUGUGAUGAUGACACAUUUGUUCGAGUGGAUGCGGUUAUGAACGAAAUAAAGAAAGUCCCUGCUGGUAAAAGCUUUUAUUUGGGAAACAUAAACUACUACCAUAAGCCCUUUCGGUAUGGUAAAUGGGGAGUCACAUAUGAGGAGUAUGCAGGAGAAAAAUAUCCACCUUUUGCAAACGGUCCAGGCUACAUUGUGUCAUCGGACAUCGCACAAUUUAUUGUAUCCGGGUUCGAAAAACAUAAACUACGGUUGUUCAAGAUGGAAGAUGUGGGUAUGGGAAUGUGGGUGGAGCAGUUCAACAGCUCAACACCCGUGGAGUACAUCCACAUCUUGAAGUUCUGCCAAUGGGGGUGUACGGAAGAUUAUAUUACAGCGCAUUACCAGUCUCCAGGGCAGAUGACGUGCCUCUGGAAAAAAUUGCAAGAGCAAGGAAGGCCCCGGUGCUGCGACAUGAGGUGAAGACCAGAAAUG